Elephantulus edwardii (Cape elephant shrew) is the source of this 2004-nucleotide messenger RNA. RefSeq names its product cadherin-5-like. Gene Ontology annotation, molecular function: calcium ion binding; cadherin binding. Gene Ontology annotation, biological process: multicellular organism development; regulation of establishment of cell polarity; calcium-dependent cell-cell adhesion. The record is from RefSeq and is a predicted model, not a curated record. The transcript is spliced from 9 exons. NCBI's taxonomy places the organism in Eukaryota, Metazoa, Chordata, Mammalia, Macroscelidea, Macroscelididae. Bases 1 to 2004 code for a protein of 667 amino acids. Gene Ontology annotation, cellular component: bicellular tight junction; adherens junction; plasma membrane.
AUGCAGACCCUUAGAAUGCUGGUCGCCAUGCUGGGGGCCUGUCUGGGCGUGCUGGCAGCAGCUGCAGCAGCCACAGGCUUUAACACGGCCCAGCAAGGGCUCUCCAACAUGCUGCCCUCCCACCAUCGACAGAAGAGAGCCUGGAUUUGGAACCAGAUGCACAUUGAUGAAGAGAAAAACAGCUCACUCCCCCACUAUGUGGGCAAGAUCUUGUCAAGUGUGAACCGCAAGAACGCCAAGUACCUGCUCAGAGGUGAUGCUGCUGGGAAGGUCUUCCAGGUGAGCGCAGACUCGGGCAUGGUGUAUGCCUUUGAGAGGCUGGACCGGGAGAAGAUAGCCCAGUAUCACCUCACUGCUUUCAUUGUGGACAAAGACACCAAUAAGGACCUGGAGCCUCCUUCCAACUUCACCAUCAAAGUCGAUGAUGUGAAUGACCACUGGCCUGUGUUUGCACAGCGACUGUUCAAUGCAUCUGUGCCUGAGAUGUCGCCUUCAGGGACCUUGGUCACCCGUGUGACAGCGGUGGAUGCAGAUGACCCUACUGUGGUGGAACACACCCUCGUCAUGUACCAAAUCAUAAAAGGAGAUGACAAAUUCAGCAUCGAUGAUUCUGGGAACAUUUUUACGAAAGUCUCCAACUUGGACCGAGAGAAACAGGCCAGAUACGAGAUAGUGGUGGGGACACAGGAUGCCCUGGGCCUCCGGGGUGACUCUGGGACGGCCACCGUGCUGAUCAUGCUGCAGGAUGUCAACGACAACUUCCCCAUCUUCACAAAAUCCAUGUACAACUUUGCCGUCCCCGAAGACAUCCGCGUGGGCAGCGCCCUGGGCUCUCUGUUUGUUGAGGACCCAGAUGAGCCCCAGAACCGGAAGACCAAGUACAGCAUUGUGCAGGGCGAGUACAGGAGCACCUUCACUAUCGAGAUGGACCCCAAACGUAACGAGGGCAUCAUCAAGCCCAUGAAGCCCUUAGACUACGAGCGCAUCAGACAAUACAGCUUCACCGUGGAGGCCACCGACCCCACCAUCAACCUCCGCUACCUGGGCAGCUCGCCCAUCAGAAACAUUGCUCGUGUCGUCAUCAAUGUCACCGACGUAGACGAGCCUCCUGUUUUCCAGCGGCCGUUCUACUACUUCCAGCUGGUCAUGCAGAUUUCAGCAAUCGACAAGGACAUCACACCUCCAGGUGUGAAGUUCAGAUUCUCCCUGGGCGUCGAGGACAGCAACUUCACCCUCACAGACAAUCACAACAACACAGCCAACAUCAUCGUCAAGUACGGGCAGUUUGAUCGCGAGCGUGCCAAGGUCCACAACCUGCCUGUGAUCAUCUCGGACAACGGGUGGCCCAGCCUCACGAGCACCAACAUGUUGGCCGUGGAGGUGUGCAAGUGUAACGAGUACGGAGAGUUCACUUACUGUGAGGAGGUGGCAGCCCAGGCGGGAGUCAGCAUCCAGGCGCUGGUGGCCAUCUUCCUCUGCAUCCUCACCAUCCUCGUGAUCACCCUGCUCAUCUUCCUGCGCCGGCGGCUGCAGAAGCAGGCGCGUGCCCACGGCAAGAGCGUGCCCGAGAUCCACGAGCAGCUGGUCAGCUACGACGAGGAGGGCGGUGGCGAGAUGGACACCACCAGCUACGACGUGUCGGUGCUCAACUCCGCGCGCCGCGGCGCCGGGGCCCCUCGCUCGCCCGAGGCGCGGCCGCCGCUCUACGCGCAGGUGCAGAAGCAGGCGCGGCGCGGGCCCGGCAUGCACCGCGCGCCGGGAGAGAUGGCGGCGGUGAUCGAGGAGAAGAAGGACGAGGCCGACCGCGAUGGCGCCGGGCCACCCUACGACACGCUGCACAUCUAUGGCUUCGAGGGCUCCGAGUCCAUCGCCGAGUCGCUCAGCACCCUGAGCACCGACUCCUCCAGCUCCGACGUCGAUUACGACUUCCUCAACGACUGGGGCCCCCGGUUCAAGAUGCUGGCGGAGCUGUACGGCUCAGACCCCCGGGAGGUGCUGUAUUAG